AUGCAAAACCGCACAUUGGGAGAUCACCUUUGGAUUGCAGUUACAGAAUGGGAGCCAGUUGAGAUGGGUUUCGAGGCCAGCGACAAAGUUUUGGUUGUUGUAUAUGCUACACCAGAGAUCUAUGUGAAGGAAAUCGCACUCAGUCUAUUAUGGUACAAAUUUAUUAAUGGCCAAAAGAUUCGAUAUCUCUCAGUCUCAACGGAUAAUGGUGUACAGUUCGAAUCAUCCGAGGGCAUUGAAGAAUUUUCAAUUGGAGAUCAACUCCCCUGCUAUGAGGCAGGGCCAAGCGAUUAG
Molecule: messenger RNA, 294 nt
Organism: Prunus armeniaca (apricot)
Lineage: Eukaryota; Viridiplantae; Streptophyta; Magnoliopsida; Rosales; Rosaceae
Source: the annotation of a GenBank genome assembly